UAGAUUUUGCAAACUGUAUAGCUGUAGUGAGGGGAUUUAUGAAUGAUUCAAGCAAUGUGAAGUAGGGAAGACCUUUGGAAGCAAUCUUGUUGUGCAUCCCUUCUGGUUACCAUUGUGUGGAUUUGGCUCUAUAUAAGGACCAUCAAAUUGUUAUGUUGCUAAAUAAGAUGAAUGAUACUGGUGAAAAUUUGGGAGAUGCCUGGAUGAUGAUCUUGCAGGCCAGUGACCUUCCAUUUGUGCAAAUUUCAGGAACCACUCGGGCAAAUAACUGGGAGUUGUACCAAUUAAAGGACUCUAUAUUACACCUAGAUGUGGAGAAUGAGAAGAUUCGCAGCAUUCCCCAUACUGUUGUUCCUCCCUUCUUAGUUAGUGCAAGUAGAGGUGUGGCUUGUGUUUUAGCUGCAAGAAAACGGGCCCUGGUCUACAUACUGGACGAGGAUGAAGAUGAAAUCUCUGAUUCAGAAUGACUGUCUGUUCAAGAUUUUGUGGUGGUUAUGCUCGUGUUGCUCCUGUGGGUGGACCUCUGCUCUCCGAAGCUGCAGACAUCGGUGUGAGAAGCAAUGCAUUUUGGCUUUUGUGACUGAAGCUUUUCGGCUCCGUCCUUGGAGUCUUAAUUUAUACCUCCCAUGUGCCUUUUCUGCUAGGUGGGCAUUUGUUGAAGAGAAAAUUGGAGUAGGUAACUAUUUGUCUAUUAAUUAGAGCCAUGGCUUCAAUGUGGUGGCAAUCGUCUCCGUGGUAUUGCUGCAAGAUUCGAGACCCAUUCGACAGUCCCAAUCUCAUGCUUCAUCUGUUAUAAACAUUAACUUUCAUAUAUAAGAGAACCAAUUGCUCGGUGUAGAUUAUUUAUACUUUGGGUUGAGUGGUUCA
This is a messenger RNA of Eucalyptus grandis, 867 nucleotides long. Its product is annotated as anaphase-promoting complex subunit 4-like. Gene Ontology annotation, biological process: protein K11-linked ubiquitination; anaphase-promoting complex-dependent catabolic process; positive regulation of mitotic metaphase/anaphase transition. The record is from RefSeq and is a predicted model, not a curated record. NCBI's taxonomy places the organism in Eukaryota, Viridiplantae, Streptophyta, Magnoliopsida, Myrtales, Myrtaceae. Gene Ontology annotation, cellular component: nuclear periphery; anaphase-promoting complex. The transcript is spliced from 4 exons. Bases 153 to 467 code for a protein of 104 amino acids.